Messenger RNA from Octopus bimaculoides (California two-spot octopus), 1034 nucleotides. RefSeq names its product PDZ and LIM domain protein 7. Gene Ontology annotation, biological process: muscle structure development; actin cytoskeleton organization. Gene Ontology annotation, molecular function: actin binding; muscle alpha-actinin binding. The record is from RefSeq and is a predicted model, not a curated record. Gene Ontology annotation, cellular component: filamentous actin; Z disc; adherens junction. NCBI's taxonomy places the organism in Eukaryota, Metazoa, Mollusca, Cephalopoda, Octopoda, Octopodidae.
AGAGAGAGCAAGAGAAAGACAGAGUAGAUUAAAAGAAUGAGGAGAAGUGUCGUGCGCAAAUAGUGAGUCACUGAAGGAAGUGAAAGAAACAGAAAAACCUAGUCGAACAUUAAUAAAAAAAAGUAUAGGCGGAGGCAAGUGAGAAGGAGAGAGAGAAACGAUCUAAAGGCGAGCGCUUGCUUCAGAAUCAGAGAGAUUUUUCGUUCAGGGUGAAAAAAAAAAGUAAAGAAAAGAAGGAAAACUACAUCAACGUGCGUCGAAGCGACCACGACGUCGGACGUUAAGUCGGCGGUGGCUCUUUUUCGUCGGUUAAGUUAGUCUGUAAGGUAAUCUAAAGGUUUUAGUUAGGGUUCAGGUGUAAAAAGAGAGAAAAAGUGAAGUAUUUGAAGUUAUUUCUUUUAUACGUAAUUUGUUUUGUUUUUGAGGGAAAAAUUUAGUUGUAUUUUCUCCUAUUAACUUCGUACAAGGAAAAAGGGAAAACUUUACCAUCAUCAUUCACCAUGUCGGUACUUACCUUGGAAGCUAAACUGGAGAGACUGGACCCUAAUACUCCUUGGGGAUUUCGCAUGCAAGGAGGCAAGGAUUUUCAUUCCGCUUUGAUGAUUCAAAAAGUUACAUCAGGAAGCUUGGCUGCCAAAUGUGGACUCCAAUCAGGAGAUAUUAUUUUGAGGAUUGGCAAGUUAGUUACUGAAACUCUCAAACACAAAGAAGCACAAGAUGCCAUUCUUUCUUAUGGAAAUAAACUUGAUCUUUUAUUGCAAAGAAUCCGUGAUAAGAAGAAAAUCGUCUUAAACAGCCCAUGGAGUUCUUCAACAGGUGUCUUAGACAUCAACAAGUUGAAUAUAAAUUCAACUGCGGCGGCACCACCAAGUCCAAUACCAUCCCCUAUACCAAGACCUGUUUCACCUCUGCCACCAAAACCUGUUACACCACCACCACCACCACCACCUCCACCUGCGCCGCCUGCUUCUUCUGGUUCUGGACAAUCGGACAGUUUUGGACCUUUAUAUUGUUUCUCUUUGUCUGACAUGUAA